Messenger RNA from Oncorhynchus mykiss (rainbow trout), 3585 nucleotides. Its product is annotated as collectin-11. Lineage: Eukaryota; Metazoa; Chordata; Actinopteri; Salmoniformes; Salmonidae. Gene Ontology annotation, biological process: ossification. The record is from RefSeq and is a predicted model, not a curated record. Gene Ontology annotation, molecular function: growth factor activity.
GUUUAUGGAAGGCCUUUCACACACAUUCUAUGGUCCUGAGGAGGAAAAAUGAAAUCCUUUGAAAAGACCACCAGUGUGCAAGCCUCUUAAAAAUCACAAGGACAAUUUGGGAAAAUCUUCAAACUAAAGCUACUUGCUGCUUUGGAAUCUGGAAAACAACACAAAAGUCCAUCAACCCGUCCAUGUUGCAGGAUGAGAGCAGAGGAGCUGAUGCCUUGUGUUCUUAUCACUCUGCUGGGGCUGACCCUGAUGGAGUCAACUCAUGGACAGCACAUGUCAGACGAACCCUGCUCCGUCCAGAUCCUCGUCCCAGGACUCAAAGGAGAGCCAGGAGAAAAGGGAGAGAAAGGGGCACCUGGGAGACCAGGAAGAUUGGGUCCACUAGGGGAGAUGGGACAUACUGGAGUUAAAGGACAUAAGGGUAUUAUAGGACGUUAUGGGAAAAUGGGCCCCUGUGGAAUCAAAGGUUUAAAAGGAGAUAUGGGGGAUCCUGGGCCAAUGGGUCUGAAUGGUGAUCCAGGUGUUCCAUGUGAAUGCACACCCCUGAGGAAGAUGAUUGGUGAGAUGGACAUCCUAGUGGCCCAGUUAUCCAAUGAGAUGAAGUUCAUCAAAACUGCACUGCCCUCCCCUGCAGCUGUCGCCGGCAUCAAAGAGACUGACAGUAAGGUCUAUCUACUGGUCAAGGAGGAGAAACGCUACACCGAUGCAGAGGUCUAUUGUCAGGGAAGGGGUGGACACUUGGCCAUGCCCAAGGACGAGGGGGCCAACGCGGCCAUCGCUGGGUACAUCACUGAGGCGGGCCUGAGCCGGGUGUACAUUGGCAUCAACGACAUAGACCGUGAGGGCCAUUUCACCUACGUGGAUCGCUCCCCCAUGAGCACCUUCAGCAAGUGGAGGGAAGGAGAACCCAACAAUGCCUACAGGGACGAGGACUGUGCUGAGAUGAUGGCGGCGGGGGACUGGACAGAUGUGGCCUGCCAUCCCACCAUGUACUUUGUGUGUGAGUUUGACAAGGACAUUGUCUGAGGGGAAUUUUGAGAGUGGUAGUGAGUUGGAAGGGCAAAGGCCUCAUUGGAGCUGCAUGACAGAGAGAGGCUAUAAUUAUAGAGAAGCCUUUUAUAGUUAUACAGAUGAUGUUCAGUAUGAAACAUUAUUUUGACACAGCUGCAUUUGUUUAAUCACCCACCAGUGCUAAAUAUCAUUGUACAGUUUAGAAUAUUGUGUAUAGAAUACUGUGUAUAUAGUUGUGUAAAAACAAGGUUCUUCUCAGUUUUUCCAGAAUUCUGCUUUUUUGACUUGAAAGUUUGAAUUGAAUGGAUGCUGUUUUUAUAAACCUUUGCAUUGAAUGGCUACAGCAACGUUCCCUUUAAUCUCUUGAUCUGAUUGUUUGUUUGUUUUUUAAGUAAGAUAUAACACAUUAUUUUUGGGGGUCUGUUUCUUGUAAUUGUUUUUUGAAACAAAUAUUCACCAUAUUUUGUUAUGCAGUACUAAAUAUUGAAUGUGAAAAAUACUAUAUUGCUUUAAUAUGGACCAUGCAAACUCAACAAAGUAGUGAGUAACUGUAGAUGCAAAAUGUAUUUACUAUUACCCAAUACAUGUUGGAAAAUACACAAACAUGUCUUGUAGUAUGUUCAUAUUGUUGGUCUGUUAUCUUUUUAGAAAAGUAAUUUCUUGGAAAGUGCACUUACAGGAACAAUAGACAAGCUAGCUAUGUAGGUUGGCAUAGAGUAGUUGGGGAUGGGCUUGAAAGUGUUUGUGAGGUCUGUCAGAUGUCUUGACUUCUGCCGUGUGCCUUGACUUCAACGAUGGUGCAGAGUUCAUGUAGCUGACAUUAUCCAGAUAAUUAAUGGUUUCUGGUAUGUUAUGGGAUAUUCAUCAGCAAAAAACAGAAAGAAAUAAGAUUUUUGGACUUAUCAUAAUGUCUGUUUCACCAAUAGGCUUUCAACGACUGAAUGCAGUAUAUAUUCUAAAAUAUGGAAAUGUAUGUCCUUUUAACAGAAGAGUGUCCUCAGGGAUGCAGAUGGUGAAAUAUGUGAUUUGGUAUUGCUCAUUUGCCUGUAAUACACAACAUAAACACUGAUACUAAUAGUAGUUCAUUUGUUUUUCUAUUUACAAGUAAACGCUAUGUAACUGUCCUACUGGUGUAUUUUGUAGGCUACCUCCACCUAGUGGCUAAUAGUGAAACACUCCUACCACUGUUCACUGUUGAUCUCCUCACAUAGAGCUAUCGGGAAUGUUACCAAAUUAAAAUGGAAAGAUAAAGACACAAACCAGACGUGGCUAUUUCUAGGAAAACAAAAUAUACUGACACCACAUUAAAUUUCAACCGGCAUACCUCGCAUGUGAACCUAUUAACUUAUAUAGACUUACAGGUUUAUGAUGCUUGCAGAUCUACAAUUUAAUUUUAAAAAUCAGUCCUUAUAAUGACCUUUUCCUCUCAUACCAAUGUUUAUAAAAUAUGUAACAUGUUACUCUAUAGGCAUACCUCUUAUUUUAUUUAACUAGGCAGGUCAGUUAAGAACAAUUUCGUAUUUACAAUUACGGCCAAACCCUAAAACGGAUGAUGCUCGGCCAAUUGUGCGCUGCCCUAUGGGUCUCCCAAUCAUGGCUGGCUGUGAUACAGCCUGGAAUUAAACCAGGGUCUGUAGUGAAGCCUCUAGCACAGUGCCUUAGACCGCUGCUCCACUCGUGAGCCCCAAAUUCAACCAGAUACAGAAGCAAAAGGUCUCUCUGCACAUGAUGUAAUCUGGUGAAAACAUUUGAAAAGAUGCCAAGACCUUAAGGAGCAAUUGGAAGGUAAGAAACAAAAAUGACGUGAUCAGAAAAUUGUAACAGUAAUCGUUUGCAAUGAGGACCAGAUUCAAAUUCUAUUAUACUGUAGUUCCAUCUAACAACAGAUCACCUUAUUGUGAUAGAUUAUGAGUGAGCAGCAUUGGUAAUCUCCUUCUGUCAGGAGCUGACAGUCUUAAUAGGGGAAUAUUCAUGUUGGAAUGGUGCCCCUGACUGGAACUCCAUAUAUGGGCAUAGCUGUCUCAUCUAAAAAUGUAUUUUGGAAUGUUGUCUUUGCAAGAACUCCAUGUAUGGGCCUGACAGGAACUCAUUUUGUGGGCGUAGUAAAUUGUUUGCUAAAUGAUUACACCUGAGCUCUAUCUGAAUCAAGAGUUUUUAGGCUAGCACAGUUUGGUUUUCAUCAGGUCGUCAAUUGAUUAUGGAUGCUUUGAUUGCUUUUAAGACUGUGCCUGUUGAUAGUUGACAAGUGUAACUGUCUCAGAGGGUUUUUGGCUGGGGAAUUGGAAACAAGGUAGCAGAGUAGGAUCUCGGGGAUCUAAUAACCAAGUCAUCUGUGGUACUGGGGAAUGUUCCUCCAUGGUUCUUUCCAAGGCCUUAUGAGAAUUUGAUUGUGGAAUAGGAGUGGUGUGAUGUUGGUAAUGUAAGUACACAAGUAGAUCAGUUUGUUGGUAAUAAUUUGUAUUCCUUUUUGAUAGUAACAGGUUUAGGAGUUCUGCCAAUCCAGCACCUGUUAAUUGAGUUCUAGCCUGAGAAAAAUAAAGGUGUGGUCAUACCUGUGGUCCCGUGUCUCUGUGG